This is a messenger RNA of Ipomoea nil (Japanese morning glory), 792 nucleotides long. RefSeq lists its product as uncharacterized. Bases 1 to 792 code for a protein of 263 amino acids. Gene Ontology annotation, molecular function: zinc ion binding; nucleic acid binding. NCBI's taxonomy places the organism in Eukaryota, Viridiplantae, Streptophyta, Magnoliopsida, Solanales, Convolvulaceae. The transcript has 2 exons. The record is from RefSeq and is a predicted model, not a curated record.
AUGUCUUCCGACGGAAAUUCUGAUAAUUCGGGUACUAUUUCUCCUGCCAAUAAUUUAUCUACUUCUUCGAGCUCUGUUUAUGUGCCUAAUCUGUCUGGAAACCCGUCUCUUUCUCCACAAUUGUUGCCUUUAUUCCGGCCCUUUAAGACAUGUGUCGGGGUGUGGAGUCAAGCUCAAUCUCUGUACACUAAUGAUGUCUCUCAAUUCUAUAAUGUUGUUGACAAUUUGGUUAACUUGAAGAAAGAUGGUAUUGAUAUGGAAACUUUUCUUAGCAAAGCCCAAAGUUUGAUUGCUGAGUUUGGUACACUCAUGCCUAUUGGUGGUACACCCACAGAGCAACUUACCCAACGAGAGAAAUUCUUUGUCAUACUUCUCUUAACCAAAUUAGGUCCAGAAUUUGAAAGCAUCCGGAAUCAAGUUCUUGGAAGCAACAUUGUCCCGGGGACCACUGAGUUGUUCAAACGGCUCUUGCAGGUCACCUCCAUUCCGGGUACUCACACAUCCACUACCGAACAAUCUGCUCUAGUCACACAAGGAGGUCGCAGACGAACUAACAAUCGUGGUGGACAGAAAAACACUAGAGUGUGUGAUUAUUGUAAUAGAACUGGGCACACACGAGAUCAGUGUUGGAAACUUCAUGGGAGACCGGUACGUACGCAAGCAAGUGACCGGUACGUACGCAAGCAAGUGUUGCUCAAUCUCAACCUGGGGAACCAAAUUCUCGAACCAUUUCCGCUGCUGAGUAUGAAGAGUUUGUUCGAUUUAAAGCCACUCCCAAAGCUUCUGGUUUAA